AUGUCAGCGUCGAAUAGCGGCAAUCAACAAUCUAGAAUGGAAACGGGCAACAUUCAUACGGGUUUGGAACCUGAACAUGGUGAUACAAAACAAAUGUCAGCUAACCAAAAUGCACAACAGGGCAUAACAUCUGGUGCUGUUUCCGUCGAUCAUUCGAAAUCGGGCGGCUCAUCAGGUGCAAUGGGUGUUGGUGGUAGUGGAUCAGAAUCUCAUCAACCACACACAUCAAACAAGGCGCAAACAAUUAAAAAAGACAUUUGA
This is a messenger RNA of Rotaria sordida, 261 nucleotides long. The record is from the annotation of a GenBank genome assembly. Lineage: Eukaryota; Metazoa; Rotifera; Eurotatoria; Philodinida; Philodinidae.